Messenger RNA from Cottoperca gobio, 4075 nucleotides. RefSeq names its product 5-azacytidine induced 2 (gene azi2). The transcript has 8 exons. The coding region runs from base 214 to 1419 and encodes 401 amino acids. The record is from RefSeq and is a predicted model, not a curated record. Lineage: Eukaryota; Metazoa; Chordata; Actinopteri; Perciformes; Bovichtidae. Gene Ontology annotation, cellular component: cytoplasm.
UAGCAGUCAAGUGACUCCCGGAAGUUUUUGUUUCCUCACCUGUCAGUUCUGACACGGUGCGAGAGUCCAUCCUCUUCUCUUUGUUUUUCUUCGGGAAACAGGUCGUCUUUUUUCAAGAAUAAAUGAUAAUCCUGUGUGGUCAACUGAUACCUAAUUGAGGACAUCUUUUAACACGGUCUUCUUCUAUCUGCGUCAGAGUUGGCCUGUGCAGGCAUGGAGGCCCUGGCAGUGGAUGAUGACAUUUGCAUCCUUAAACAUGAGACAGCCUACACCGCAGCGGGAGAGAGUCCUGUAUCGGUGUGUGCCGGCGAUGAAUCUGUCGCUUCCCACUUCGCCCUGGUCACGGCCUAUGAGGACAUCAAGAAGAGGCUGAGAGACACAGAGCGAGAGAAUACCUUGCUGAGGAAGAGGGUUAAGCAGCUGGAGGACAAGCUGUUCAGGCCGGAGGCUCCUCCAUCAGAGAGUCCCCAGUACGUGAACAAGGCCUUCAGUGCUUACCGAGGUAUCUAUAUAGAGAAGGAGGACCUGCAGCUGGAGCUUAACAAACUGAAAAAGGAGAAGAGUGAGAGUGAGAGGUUGCUGACGGAGCAGCUGCAGGCCAAAGAGUUGGAGCUGCUUCAGCUGAGGACGGAGAUGGAGACCAGUCAUGGUACAGUGAUUAAGAGCUUGAACAGCCCUCAGGACUACUGGUCGGUGGACAGGAUCAGCACUGAGCUAAAGAUCCACAAACUGCAGAAGGAUCUGGAGAAAGUGACACUGGAAAACAGUAGACUGCUGGAGAGAAGUGGGGAGGAACCCCUUGGCCUUAACGGACCAGACUUGGACCAGAUCUGUGAUGCAAAAUAUAAUGCAAGGGAGAGGAACAUGCAGCAGACGUACGAGGCUCUGAGCUGCGAGGUCACUCGUCUCCAUUCAGAGCUGAAGCACCAAACGGGCCUGAUCAGGAAGCUCAGGCCACUCAUCAGUGAGACAAGACAAGCUGCCUCCACAGUUCCAGUCCAGUGUCUGGACGACGUGGAAAAGAACAACCACGCAGUUCCCCGGGCGUCCGUGCCUCGCCCCCCUAGUGCCCCCCCACUCCCCUCGUGCUCCGGCCGCCCCUGCCCCCCUGUUGGCGGACAGUCAGGCACCCUGCUGCCGGACAGCCUGAGGGAGGACUGCUGGUACAAUGGGCCCUGGCCCUCCCAGAGCUGUUCAGGAGAGGCUCUGGUUGGCAGCGACACCUGCUCUGCCGUCCUGCCCCCGCCUCCCCUGAACCAAGCUUCCCUGGAUGACAGCUCGCGGUCCUUCCCCAGCCCCCCCAAACCCAGUGACGCCAUGUUCUGGGAGGGACACUCCGCUGCAUCCAACUUCUCAUCAUCAAUUGGAAACUGCUGUCCCAGGAGCCCUCCCAAUGCCGAGUGGGCCAAGCCCUAUUGAGAGGAACUUCGAUGGGAUGAUUAAAUAGUGUCUAAUUGGACGGAAAAUAAACAAAUGGAUGAAUGAAUGGACUCUCCAACCCUGCCACAUAGCUACCACCUAACCUGCCUUAAGUUGAGAAGACCACUCCUCUUGGCUGGACUGCACUGGACCUGCUGGUUGUGGGAACUAAUUGUGGCCAGAGGAGGCCUUUCUGAGGUAAAGACUCUGUAAACUCAUCGCUAUCUCUGCACACCGCAUCGGUGAACACAUCGGACAUUGCAGAGGAACAUUUGACGAGUGACCCUCAGCAGAAUAAAAUAGUCUGUCAGUGUGUAUGUGUCCUUGUAUGCACAUGCAUAAGUGUGUGCAAGCAGUUUUAUUUCUGUGUGUGCAUAUACACACAUCAAACAGAGUGUGCCUGUGUGCAGAUUAUGUGGGCAUCUUUCGCCUGCCUGUAUCUGUAUAUUGUCAUAAUAAACGUAAUAGGGCUCAAAGGGCCUCUUUCUCCAUUCACUGUGGCCGGUGAUCACUGGGGCCACAGCAUUGUACUAGAAUUUGUAAAACUGUACUCUUCCAAUGCAAGUCUUUUUACAUUUGAUCGCUGUAAAGUAAACAAGGUAUGUAGUCCCAUGUAUGUCUCAUGAUCGUGUGAAGGAGAUGAGUAGGUAUGAGGACUUGAUGUGAUUGUUACUGUGAUGGAGAUAAUCAGAUUUUAACAGCUACCAAAUGACAUCUUUUUUUAUUGUUUCUUCUCAAAUCUUUCGUUUUUAUUAACGCUCUUAUGGAUCAAUAUCAAAGUAGGCUGUCAAUCUAGCUAUGCUCACCAAAUCAUUUUUGAGAAUGCACUUGCAGUAUUUGGAUUUUUGAGGAUAUUGUGUAAUGAGUAGCAAAUAAUAACAUUAAUCUAAAAAUGUAUCGCUUUCUGAAAUAAAACACUGCACCCUCACUGGCACCAGAAAAGGUUCAACUGUUGUUUCAAAGAUUUUCACAGAAAUGUUACAAAUCAAGCAAGCCUCCCUAAAACCUGCCUGUUAUCACAUGUUCAGAACUACUGUCAGACAAUAUCUCUUGUGUUGUUUUCUUUUCUCAGUUGUAAAGGGACAUGUGAGAUGCAAAGCUGUGCAUUGUUGGUUUGAAGGACUCCUGGAAAAUGCUUCACACUCUCGUGUAUUUGAAAUGUGAUUAAGGUGGAAACCUGAUUUAGGUUUGUAGAGAUUUGGAGUUCUAAAAAAAAAAAGAUGUAUCUAAACUGUACUGUGCUGAUGUUAAUCAAUGAUACAUUUGUAAGUUGUUGUGUGAGGAGGGAUGUUUCUCUUUGAUUUCUCUUUAUAAGUCGGAGUAUAAACAUCUGAAGGAUGUACAAAAGAAAACACAUUAUGAGUAGAAUACAAAGAUACACUGAGGGAACAAUGUGCAUAUUUGUAUAAAUGUAUAUGGUGGGCUUCAGUACUCUGCCAAAUGCAGUUUUGCACUCCAAACCAUAGUUGUUUUUUUCCUCCCCCCGGCUUCUGAUGUGUAUAAGAGUUGUCUCCGAUGGUGACAAGACAAUAAGUCUAUAAACCUGAAGAAAUGUGAGCUGUGACAUGACAAAUAGGUGCACAAAGCACAAAGGCCCAUGGUUGUUGAAAAUACUUUUACUUUUUCCAUUUUCUGUUCCAUAACUGUGGUCUUUUUGUUCAUUUUUAAGAAAUGUUAUGUUACAGCAGUAGUUUCAUACUUCUGUAAACAAUUUGCAAACCAAAAUGCAAUGUACAGUAGAUAUGGAUUAUAUUUUAGAUUUACUGCACUUCAGACUGUUUGUAAAUAUGAUCAAUUAAACAAAGGAAAGGAAGUGACUGUGUGAGGUUCCUCUGUCGCAUCAUAUUUUAAUCAAGAAGAUGCUUUGGUUUUUGCAUAUCAAGAUACUUAACAGUUGAAACCAGCAAUAACCUUCCGGUCCACAUUUAUUUGACACUUAAUGUCUCUGCUACAGAUGAUGCAGUCCUUCACAAGGCCUCCACACUAGUGCUGAAACAUCCAAUGUUUCAACUCUGAUUUUCAUAUUUGAUCAACUAAUGGUUCAAAUCAUGUGUCCAUUAAAAAUGCCAAACUUUUCCAGGUUCAGACUUCUCAAUGUGAGGAUUUGCUGCUUUUCUCUCAAUUUAAAAACAUAAUUUAGGCUCUGGAAACAAGAUUGGCAUUUGCCAUUUAUUAUUACACACUACUUUGAAAGAGAAAUCUGUAAUAUGUUUUCAAUAAUGUCAAAUGUCAAACCAACAGUUGUGGAGUCAAUCAGCUGUCGCCAUAAAGAGAACGAGAGAAAACAUUAAUGGAGCCAGGAGAUAACUACUCUUUAUAUUACAAGGAUAUCCCAUGACAGUAACUCGCUGGUACCUUCACUCAUAAUGUGCCUUUGUUGGUUCUUUGAAUUAGAUAUAGAACAAAGAACAUAUGAGAUAUGAGCCUGAACCAUCUUGUCUCAUGAAAAUCAAAGACACAAAAAUGAACAAACAUUUAAUUUUGAAAUUGUUUCUCACAAAAAAUAAACGGAUUAAAUAAAGUAAUGUGUUUUAGAAGUUAACUUAGCAGCAGACUGUUCUGUUAGUGUGGUCUGACUAAUGCUGAUGCUCAGCUCACUGUCAAUAUCUAAAUACAAAACAGAAAACGUUUAACCGCAGCUGUACGAAUGAAAGAG